CCCUCCCUCGCUUUCGCUGCGCAGUACCAGGAGCAGCCAUGGAUCUGCUACCGCCGGCGUCGGAGGCGCCGGCCGGUGGCGGCGCGGUUGGUGGGCGAGGGCUGCGACGCGGGGUCGGGUUCCGGUCGCUGAAGCUGGUGAACGUGUCCAUGGAAGAGGCCCUCCCGGCCGAGCCCGUCGGCGUCGCCUACGGCCGCCUCGCCAACGGACUCACCUACUACGUCCGCUCCAAUCCCAAGCCCCGCAUGCGCGCAGCCCUCUCCCUCGCCGUCAAGGUCGGGUCGGUGGCGGAGGAGGAGGACGAGCGCGGGGUGGCGCAUAUCGUCGAGCACCUUGCCUUCAGCGCCACGUCACGCUACACCAACCAUGACAUCGUUAAAUUCCUGGAGAGCAUUGGCGCAGAGUUUGGCGCCUGCCAGAACGCUCUCACCUCCUCUGACGAAACCAUCUAUGAGCUGCUCGUGCCUGUGGACAAGCCCGGACUGCUCUCCCAGGCAAUCUCCAUCCUCGCCGAGUUCAGCUCCGAGGUUCGGGUUUCAGCGGAGGAUCUGGAGAAAGAAAGGGGUGCUGUGCUGGAGGAGUACAGGGGCGGGCGCAACGCCACUGGGAGGAUGCAGGACUCCCACUGGACAUUGUUGUUUGAGGGUUCUAAGUAUGCAGAACGUUUGCCGAUAGGUACAGAGAAGGUGAUACGGACCGUUACACAUGAGACAGUUAGAAAUUUUUAUCAUAAGUGGUACAAUCUAAGCAAUAUGGCUGUCUUUGCAGUGGGUGACUUCCCAGAUACACAGGCUGUUGUUGAGUUAAUAAAGGAGCAUUUUGGCCAGAAAGCGCCAGCUUCCUUCCCUCCACAGGUUAUACCGGAGUUUCCAGUUCCAUCGCAUAUUGAACCUCGAUUUUCAUGCUUUGUGGAAUCCGAAGCUGCAGGGUCAGCUGUUGUUAUUAGCUGUAAGAUGCCUGCUGGUGAAAUUAAAACAGUCAAGGAUUAUAGGGACUCAUUGGCAGAAUCAAUUUUCCAUUGUGCUCUGAACCAGAGGCUCUUCAAACUAUCUCGUAGGAGGGAUCCUCCAUACUUCUCUUGCUCUUCAGCCGCAGAUGCUCUUGUCCGUCCGGUGAAGGCAUACAUUAUGACAUCCAGUUGUCGCGAAAGAGGCACGGUUGAGGCUCUUGAGUCUAUGCUAGUUGAGGUUGCUAGGGCACGGCUCUAUGGAUUUUCUGAACGUGAGAUAUCGAUUGUGCGUGCUUUAAUGAUGUCAGAGAUCGAGUCUGCAUAUCUGGAGCGUGAUCAAAUGCAAUCAACCAGCUUACGUGAUGAAUUUCUGCAGCAUUUUCUUCGGGAGGAGCCUGUUGUUGGGAUUGAAUAUGAAGCACGGUUGCAGAAGACUCUUCUUCCAUACAUUUCUUCUGCUGAAGUGGUGAAGUUUGCAGAAAACUUUUCAACAACCAGUAGCUGUGUUAUCAAGAUAGUUGAGCCCCGGGCCCAUGCUUCUUUGGAGGAUCUGAAAGCUGUUGUAUUGAAAGUUAACACUCUAGAAGAAAAGAGGACUAUUCCUCCCUGGGAGGAAGAGCAAAUCCCUGAAGAAAUUGUUAGCCAAAGUCCAGUGCCAGGAAUUAUUGUUGAUAAAGUGGAGCACCCAGGCAUAGGUGCCACUGAGAUGAUACUAUCUAAUGGGAUGCGAGUUUGCUACAAGUGUACUGACUUUCUUGAUGAUCAGGUUGUUUUUACUGGGUUUGCCUAUGGUGGUCUGUCUGAAUUAUCUGAAGAUGAAUAUACUUCAUGCACAAUGGGCUCGACAAUAGCAGGAGAAAUUGGUAUUUUUGGCUACAGGCCUUCUGUCUUGAUGGACAUGCUUGCUGGCAAGAGAGCUGAAGUUGGUACAAAAGUUGGGGCGUACAUGAGAUCAUUUUCUGGCGAUUGUUCACCUUCAGAUCUUGAGACUGGUUUGCAGCUUGUCUACCAACUAUUUACAACAAAGGUGGAGCCAAGGGAGGAAGAAGUAAAAAUAGUCAUGCAAAUGGCAGAAGAAGCUAUCUAUGCUCAGGAAAGAGAUCCUUACACUGCAUUUGCAAAUCGUUCGCGGGAAAUAAAUUAUGGGAACUCGUACUUCUUUAAGCCAAUUAGAAUAAGUGAUUUGAAGAAAGUAAAUCCAAUCAGAGCAUGUGAAUAUUUCAACAGUUGCUUCAAGGAUCCAUCAGCUUUUACCGUUGUAGUAGUUGGAAACAUAGACCCGGCCAUCUCAAUCCCACUGAUUUUGGAGUACCUGGGUGGGAUACCGAAGGUACAUGAUACAGUUCAGCCACUUAGUCGUGAGGAUCUAAAGGGAUUGCCUUUCAAGUUUCCGGAAACCAUAAUCAGAGAAGUUGUCCGCAGCCCUAUGGUUGAAGCUCAGUGCUUCGUCCAACUAGGGUUUCCAGUGGUUCUAAAGAGCAAAAUGAUGACGGAGGAUAUUCACUACGUUGGAUUUCUAAGUAAACUUCUCGAAACAAAAAUCAUGCAAGUACUCCGCUUCAAAUAUGGACAGGUUUACUCAGUUAAUGUAGGUGUCUUCUUAGGUGGCAACAAACCUUCGAGAAGUGGAGAUGUUCGUGGAGACAUAAGUGUGAAUUUUUCAUGCGAUCCAGACAUGUCAUCUAAACUCGUUGAUUUUGUUCUGGAAGAGAUAUCAUAUCUACAGACAGAAGGCCCUUCUGAAGAAGAUGUACGGACCAUCCUAGAAAUUGAACAAAGAGCACAUGAAAACGGAUUGCAGGAAAAUUAUUACUGGUUGGACCGAAUUCUGCGGAGCUAUCAAUCAAGGAUUUAUUCAGGGGAUGUUGGAUCCACCUUCAUGGUUCAAGAUGAGGGGCGUGUAAAAGUUAGAGAAGCUUUGACACCACAGGCCAUGCAAAUGGCCUUGCGAAGGGUGAUAUCUUUCCCAUGUAAAAAACAGUACACAGUAGUAAUUCUUAUGCCUAAGUCAUCUCGUUGGAAUUCGUUGAUAUCGGUUGUUAGUUGGAGUUCUGGUGGAUUUAGCAGAGAUGCCAAGAUUUUGGCUGGCAUAGCUGGUGCACUGGUCUUAGCAGCCAGUUUGUGGAGAUACUCACGCGGUGCAUUGAGAUCGUAGUGCACAGCCCAUUUAAGUUAAGAGCCAAGUUGGUACUAGAAGAGUUUGUUACCAUCUCACCAUCAGCCAACAAAUCUGGUUGUUGGUGCGGUGAUUCUUCAUCACGGAAGAAGGUACACAGAAAUCGGUAGCUAACUGAUUCGUUGCUGCGUGCGUGUAAGAUUGUAACAACAUUGGUUACUGCCGCAUGCGUGCGUGUAACAGACACUGAAGUGUUGUUGAUUCAAAUGGUAGAUUGCUUUUACCAGAUUUAGUUUUGUCGAGAUCGAUUGCAUGUGCUUUGUGUACCCAGGAUGACAAAAUAAUAGAUGCACCGUUGCAUAUGUGCUUUGCCA
Messenger RNA from Hordeum vulgare subsp. vulgare (domesticated barley), 3439 nucleotides. RefSeq names its product zinc protease PQQL-like. The coding region runs from base 39 to 3104 and encodes 1021 amino acids. Lineage: Eukaryota; Viridiplantae; Streptophyta; Magnoliopsida; Poales; Poaceae. The transcript has 21 exons. Gene Ontology annotation, molecular function: metal ion binding; metalloendopeptidase activity. Gene Ontology annotation, biological process: proteolysis. The record is from RefSeq and is a predicted model, not a curated record.